Molecule: messenger RNA, 5914 nt
Organism: Cydia fagiglandana
Lineage: Eukaryota; Metazoa; Arthropoda; Insecta; Lepidoptera; Tortricidae
Gene: lin
Product: protein lines
Exons: 2
Coding region: 289-2724 (811 amino acids)
Source: RefSeq, a predicted model, not a curated record
AUACUUCAACUGAAUGAGCGUCAUAUUGUACGUAAUGGAGUCGAUGUUCUGUUGAACAUAGUUUUUCUUACAACAAAUAGUGUUUUCUCAAGAAAAAUCACAUAAAAGUUUGUGUUAAUGUGCAUCAUUGGAUUACAGUGAAUGAUAUACAACAAUUUAUGGAUUCCACCGACAGAAUUAUCAACUCCAACAACCUCACCCGCCUGUCAAUGUCUGGUGAUUGGUGCGGUACGAAUAUAAAUCUGUUUUGCGGGCGUGAUUGAUAGAGCCAGGUCUAUCGACGGGUUCAUGGUUUUGCGAGGGCACUUGGAUUGCAAAACGCAAUCAAAUGAAGGUAUGGCUUCCGAUCAGCCCGUUAAGAAGAAGCAGCGUAUAGACGCGCCCGACAUUGACGAUGGCAGCGACAGGUCGGCCGAAGAGAUCACUGAUAUAUUUGACUCGGAAACGUCUCCAGCGGAGCCAUCAGACGACUUUCCUCGAAAUGGUGAGUCUCCCGACAGCGGAACCGUUAGUGAGGACGCCGUGGACUGCUCAACGAUCCUCCGGCUUCCUAGUGAAGAAAUAAUACCAUCCUGUUCAAGUACAACCCAGCAAUGGACAGUGGCUGACGACAAACUACUUGCUGAGCUAAGAAUUCUACAAGAAAACCUUGUAGGUCAGUGUCUUUGCACGGUAGAAGAACACAAAGUCUCACAAAUGUUUGAUAGACGGCUACACAUUGUAUCAUGGCCGUUAACAUGCUCAUUGACUUAUUUAUCCACAAUGCAGCUAAUGUUUGACAUCUAUUUAAAACAAAAUAAUACUGGCACAAUAUGUUCAAAGUUAAUGCAAGCUUGCGACAUGCUUGUGAGGAACAGGAAUGAUUGGAUUACAGAAGUUGUAGAACUUGCUGACCAUAAAAGCAAAUUCAUUACAUUUGUGGCCAGUAGAGUGUUAGCAAGCUUUCUCAUAGUCGCUAAAGACACUGUUGAUGAGAACUGGCUCCAACAAAUUGCUGAAAACAUCUACCUUUUUGAUAGAAUAAAUAGAAUAACAGUACAAAAGAUUAACUUUAGUCUUGAUAUUAUUAAAAGGAUAGUUGAAUGGAAGGAUGUGGAACAGCAUCCAUUGGAAGAUAGCAAUUACAUCAACUCGGUGGGCAAUAUGCAUGUUCAGGAAGACAAUCCGUUCAGGAGUAGUGUUGGUUACAGUACAAGUCAGAUGCCAUCCAGCUCCCAUGGAGACAAUUUGCAUAAUGAGUUUUCGAAUCUUCAAACACAUGGUGCAGCCUCGACAUCCUCGGAUGAAAAGCCUGCUGAAACCAAGCCGGCUACAUUCAAACUUCACGAGCCAGUGCUAAAGUUUCCUAUGGACCAGCAAGUUAGUGGGAUAGAGCAGCCGGAAUCCCCUGAGCCUCCAGCGUCUAGAAUGGAACGGGUCAAUGAGAAUGGAUGUGUAACAGUCAUACUGACAGACUCGGAGUCAUUUGACACUUCACACAUCAAAUGCUUGACCAUAAAGACGUUAGAGCAGCACUGGCCUGUCCUAGUUAAGAACAUGAAGCUCCUACUCCUCCGGUACCUGAAUUUAGCGAAUGCUGAAAACUGUAUACUAACAUUUUUCUCACUAUGGGAGAAUAUUAUUAGUGUAAAAGCCAACCUCUCAGUGAUAGACACUAAGCCAUUUUACGCUGAUUUACAGGGUUUUGUAGAUUUGUUAAGGAACACCAUUCUCCCGAGCAUGGUGUACACGCAUUUAUUAAGUUUGUUUAACGAAGUUUUAUGCUAUGGCUCCACAUUGGCGCUACAAGACAUUUUGCCUGAAGAGAUAUGUUGUUUAGCGCACUCUAUUGUCAGAUUCGUGAAAGAUUUCAGGCUUCUCAAUGAUGUAAGAGUCCGGAACAGUAGAAGUGGUUUUGGCUUCCUAGGGAAUGAAUGCACUGUUCUCAGGGACUACUCUCUAGGUCCCACAGUUACGCCACUUUCAGCCUCUAUACAAUUGGUAGAUCAAAGCUAUGGAGAUGAUGAUAACGAUGAUUCCAACCAGUCUAACACUGAAGUAGACAAAACUAUGUUACAAAGAAUGUCACUAUUAGUUCUAAAAUCCAUAGCAGUAACGGUUAAAGAGAUGAGAUGCGAUUCCUCAGACAGUUCUAUUGAUUCUUCCGAUUAUAAUGCCAUACAAGACAUGCAAAUAGUAGAAAGAUCUAUACGCGACGUCUUGAAAAAACUGGAUGUUUUCAUUAGAAACACUAUGGAAUUCCACCCAGAGACUCCUUUUACUAAAAUGCUGAUACACUUAUUUAGUGAACAGGAUGACUAUUUAAUUGAAUCCAUGGUGUGCACUUUGGAUAUAACAGUUGGUAUUGUGUACAGAAACUCUAUGUAUCCCGAUUUAAUACCUAUGCUGAACCCAAUAGCUUCUUUUAUAGAAUUCUUGAAAGUAGUUUCGCAUGAUAGUGAUGUGUUACUAGACUAUUUGGUCAGCAAUGAGACGUGUUUCUUGCUAUAUUUGCUUCGGUUUCUCAAAUACGUUAGGCGUAACUGGCCGAAGUUUAUCGAAACGUGUCAGCACACUGACUCGGCGGGCAGCAGAGGCCUGGACGACACUAUGCGGGUUUUAAUACGGCUUAGACUGCAGAUCAGUAGACUGGUAUCACGAUCUUUGUUCCCGUAUAAUAUCAGUCCAGUGUUGAGACUGUUGGAGGUGUGUGAGAGUCUUUAUGAAGGGAAUGAAUUGAGCUGAAAAUUCAUGUAUGACUUGAUAUGGAUAGUCUGACUCAGAGAUAUCUGAUGUGUAUUUCUGAGUACCAUAGCCCUAUUUGCCCUAUUAUUUGCAUAUGGAUACAGUUGUUAUAGGGGCAUUAGAACUUAUCUCUUCCCAACUUGUUUUGUAUGAAAUGGAUAAAAUCGGAUAGAAUCGCUAUAAAAUAAAUAAAUCAAAUGAAAUGGAAAUAAGUGAAAAGCUACCUCAUCAUGUCAUCAUCUUCCUUGCGUUAUCCCGGCAUUUUUCCACGGUCCCGCGAGCCCGGGGUCCGCUUGGCAACUAAUUCCAAGAAUUAGCAAAGGCACUAGCUUAUACAAAAGCGACUGCCAUCUGACUUUCCAACCCAGAGGGUAAACUAGGCCCUUAUCGGGAUUAGUCCGAUUUCCUCACGAUGUUUUCCUUCACCGAAAAGCGACUGGUUAGUAUCAAAUGAUAUUUCGUAUCCGUUCCGAAAAACUCAUUGGUACUAGCUGGGUUGAAGCCACGACCUCCGGCCGGAUUGAAUGUCGCACGCUCUAACCGCUAGGCCACCAGCGCUCCUCCUGAAAAAACUACCUGUAGAAAUAAAAUGCAAUAGGGUAAUUCGCCAGUAACUGGCCGCCCGAAACUAAAAAUGUAUUCUAUUCACCUAUAAAUAGAAUUCAUUUUAGUAUAAGGUGGCCAGUUAUUGAAACCUUAUACAAAAAUGAAUUCUGUUUAUAGGGGAAUAGAAUUCAUUUUUAGUUUACGGCGGCCAGACACUAAAACCGACCAGUUACUGGCGAAUUAACCUACAACAAAUUAUUGAAAUAAUACAAAGACUGCAAUCCCGAAAUAAUACAUUCCAAAAUGUCUUACUUGUUAUUAUGUUAGAAUUAAAAUUGUCUAAGUUAAUUUAUAUCAACUGUAAUUUGAUGUAAUUUAUGUAGCUAUUCUUUUAGUUUAGGUAAUAUAUUGCAUGUAUGUUUAUUUUAAAUUUCUAUUAUCAGAAGUCUUCCUUUAAUAUGGGCUUAUGUUUUUCACUAAAUAGUCAAUGUUUUUGAACAAAUUAUAUGAAGAUUAAAAUAAUUAUUGUAGAAGGUGGCUUUAGGAAAUAAAAACCAUACAACCUGGCUCCUAUUUCGUAAGCGGUAACCGUAGCCCACGGAUGCCUGUGACAUCAGCAACAGUGAUGUUUUACAAUUGUCGCACCUGUCACCGAUGUGAAAUUGGGGCCUGAUGGUGACAAUUCAAAUUGUCUUCAUAUUUAAUAGUUUACUGUAACGAAAAGUAUAUAGCGAAAAUAGCCCUAUAGGUAAUCGACAUGUUAAGACCCAAUCAAUAUUCGACACGUUGCCGUCAACUUUAUUGUUAUGAUAAAACCGGGCAAGUGCGAGUCGGACUCGCGCACGAAGGGUUCCGUACCAUAAUGCAAAAAAAAAAGCAAAAAGAAAACGGUCACCCAUCCAAGUACUGACCCCUCCCGACGUUGCUUAACUUUGGUCAAAAAUCACGUUUGUUGUAUGGGUGCCCCAUUUAAAUCUUUAUUUUAUUCUGUUUUUAGUAUUUGUUGUUAUAGCGGCAACAGAAAUACAUCAUCUGUGAAAAUUUCAACUGUCUAGCUAUCACGGUUCGUGAGAUACAGCCUGGUGACAGACGGACGGACGGACAGGUCCCGUUUUACCCUUUGGGUACGGAACCCUAAUUAUGAUUGAAAAUGUCGAUUAUUGGAGCUGUGUCCGGGCACUGGAGCCUCUACGUUACAUAUAAAACUUUUUUGACAAAUCUUGUUGGGCUGGUCCACCUUGUCAAAGAUUUUCGAGUGAAAAACAUGUGAAACGCUCAAUUAUGUGCCUUAACGUAACAUUAUUAAAGGUGCUUUUAAUCUAAUUUGAAAGAUCGUGUUUUUGCACAUAAUACAUAAAGUAUACAAAUGCAUUUUUAUUUGCAUAAUAAUUUUAACCGUAAAUAAAAUAUAUUCGUAUAAUUUAAGCUACAUUAUAGGUUUGAAAGUAAUGAUAUACAUAAUGGUUGUAUUAUAUAAUAGUUAGUUAGUUGACUUAGUUGUAAGUUGCAUAAAAAAUGCGGGGGUGUAUAUAACAUUUUUACUAAAUUAUAUUUCAUGCCACAAUGUUGUAAAUAUGUCGCCAUCAUUUACCAUAAUAUUAGUAUCUGUAAUAUCAGUAUUAAAGAAAUGCCCUUAUUUAUUAUUUAAGGUGUGGUGUACAGUCGAUGUCAAAAAUAUGUUUACACUUUUGCACCCCCUUUGUAAUAAGGCGAAAAAUGUAAACAUGUCCGUGACGUCGACUGUACGUUGGCAAACUGAAGUAAAACAAGCGUAGCAAAUAUUAAAUAGGUAUGUAAAAACCGGCCAAGUGCGAGUCGGACGCAUGAAGGUUUCCGUACCGUUUACGCAAAAACGGCAAAAAAAUCACGAUAAUUUUAUGGCAGCCCCGGUUCUCUUAUUUAUCGCCGAAAAUGGUAUGGCCGAUUAUCACUUUCCAAGUCACGUUUGGCGGAAUUUUACUUAAACUAUAUAUUAUAUUCUGUUUUUAGUAUUUGUUGUUAUAGCGGCAACAGAAACAUCAUCUGUGAAAAUUUCAAGUGCCUAUCACGGUUCAUGAGAUACAUCCUGGUGACAGACAGACAGACGGACAGCGGAGUCUUAGUAAUAGGGUCCCGUGUCUACCCUUUGAGUACGGUUUUUCGCUUUUUUUAUGCGCCUAUAAUUUACUUCUGUUUGCCAUCUCACAGCACAUCGUCACUUCGACUACGGGAUCUUUUUAUUUAGAAUAUAAUUGUAGCUUUUAAGAGUUAGGGAACAACAUACAGACUGGUUUUAUAUAUAUCUAAUUACGCGUUUUCAGACAAGAUCUAAAAUCAUAGAAAACUUGUAUUUAUUACAGAAAUAUGGCUUUUAUGUAUAUGUACUUAGAAUCUCAAAUCAUAUUUAUUUAAUUUUCCGUGUUGUUAAAUGAAUUACGAAUUUACCUAAUUAUUACGCUUUGUAUUUUCUGUAACCCCACGUAAAUGACAGAUCUUGCCAAUAAUGUCCUAAAAUCUGUCAAACUACCCUCAUAAAAUAUUUUUGGAUAUGUAUUUUGUAAUUUCAUUUUGAAAAAUUCUAAAUUUCGUAUUGAACUAAGUUAUUCCAUAAGUUGUUAUUGUUAAGUAACAAUAAUUUAACAUCAAUAAAGCGAAAUAUUUUUAA